GUGCAUUGCUUCGGCAGUGAGUUCCUCAUUAAACUUCCGUUGCCAUCGUUACCAGAAAAAGAGCUCUCUCGCACUUACGCUCUCAAUAGUAAACACUCUCCCAGCUAUGAGACGAUGCGAACGCGCGCUCCAACGCAAACAAAAGCGUACAAACGGUGCUGCUGCCAAUCGUUAACAGACGCAGCGACGCACAGGUUUCACCCACUUGUUGAACAGGAGAGUUUCGGCCGACCAAUUUGGCCUUUUCAUCCGGAUACACGGUACACGUUACGGUGGCAGCAAAAGUCGUUAACCAUAACCUACCGACACGCCGUUGUGUGAGGGUGUGCUUUUAAGUGUGCAAGUGAGUCGCAGUUUGAAGUGAUUUGUUGGAGAGCAGCGAGUACGUUUUUCUGUUUAAAUUACAACAGGCAAAAAAGUACAACAACCAUCUGCUACAAUAUGUUAUCGAUGGAUAAGCGCCACAGUCGCGUAGUUGUCGCGAUGGUCGUGUACAUUUCCCUGUUCCUCGACAACAUGCUGCUCACAGUGAUUGUUCCCAUCCUUCCCGACUAUCUGGUGCAGUUUCACGCCACCGUGCCAGCGAGCGUCAUCUACAAAAACUUCAGCCUCCACUACGUGCCGAAGCUGAUCGGUGCGGUAAGCGACGGGGCGGUCAUCGUGCAGCCCACCAGCCCACCCACCGAUCAAACGAUUGAGCAGGAGAACGGCUCCAUCGGCAUCCUGCUCGGGGUGAAAGCGCUCGUGCAGCUGGUAGCGAACCCGCUGGUCGGCAACGGAACCGCCCGCUUCGGCUACUGCAUUCCGAUCACGUUCGGCACCGUAAAUCUGCUGCUGGCGUCGCUGAUCUUUGGCUUCGGCACGUCCUACACCUCCCUGUUUGUGGCCCGCGCCAUCCACGGGCUCGGGUCGGCCUGCAUUGGCGUGUGCGGGAUGAGCCUGGUCGCGCAGCUCUACACCGCCGAACCGGACCGCCGGUCGAAGGUGAUGGGCACGGUGCUCGGCGCGAUGGCGGUCGGUGUGCUGGUAGGCUAUCCGUUCGGUGGCAUUGCGUACGCAAUGGCCGGCAAGGCAGCACCCUUUCACGUGCUCGCCGUCCUGUGCGGGGCCAAUCUGGUGCUACAGUACUUCCAGCUGGAUCUCAGCCCGUUCCGCCCCAUCCAUCCAUCCGGCCUGGCGCGGGAUUCAUCCUCCACCAACACGACGGCGAGGCGCGCGACAUGGUGGCCACUGCUCAGCAACCCACUGAUCCUGAUGGUGGUGGGUGGCAUCUGGAUCUCGACCUCCGCCAUGGCCAUCCUGGAGCCGUGCCUGCCCAUCUGGAUGAUCAGCCAGCUGCAUCCGAAGAAGUGGCAGCUCGGCACCGUUUUCAUCCCCGACUCGAUCGGGUACUGGGUGGGGACGAACUUUUUCGGCUCGGUCGCCUAUCGGUUCGGACAGAUUCGGGUAGCGAUCGUCGCGCUGGUGCUGGUGGGCAGCUCAUGCAUCCUGCUGCCCUCCGCCAACACGGUGGCGGGUCUGCUGUUGCCCCAUCUGAGUCUCGGACUGGGGAUUGGGGUGGUGGAUGCGGCGCUAGUGCCACUGCUCGCCACGCUGGUUGACGCGCAGCUCGGAGGUACGACCGAGGACAGCGAUGGGCAGCUCAGUUCGGAAGGGGCACCGGGCGGCGAGCACGGCUAUGGGGCGGUGUAUGCGAUCCAACAGAUAGCGGUCAGCGUGGCUUACUCGCUCGCACCGAUUGUGGGCGGUGAGCUAGUGCCCGUUAUCGGGUUUGCCACGGUUUUACGCGCCCUCGGCACACUGAACUUACUGUACGUGGUGCUGCUCGCCUGUUCCUCUAGCCUGCGAAGUGGGGGAACAGGGACGGCACUGCUUCCCGGCAGCUGCGGCAAACAGACCGCUCUACCGCUUGCCAACAGUGAGCCGACGACGUAUAGGCGCUUUUACAACAGUGUCGAGUAAAAGGGGAAGACAGGGUGGGGCGAUCAAUCGUGCGUGAAAUGGAAUUAGUCUUUAUCUCGUGCCAGCCAGACGCUGUCGAUACUUUAAGCCCGUUCAAUAAGGCCACCGUCCACGAUUGAACGAACGAUUGGGACCAUUCGGCGGAGCCCUUAAUCUUUAAAAUAUACACAGUGAGUUGUGAAUGUAUGUGUGUGUGUGUGUGUGCGUGUCAUCUCUUACCAUAUUGAAACCUCGUAAAAAUAUAAAACAAAAAUUAAAAACAAGUAACAGAACAACGCUCGAACGUGAUAAGUGCUUGAGUGCUUUUUUUCGAUAUGUUUAGUUAUCGUGUGAAAGUGAACUGCUGUUCGCGUUUUGAUGAAAUGGGUUGUUGAGUGGACUGUUCAUAUUUUAAGAUAAAGCAACUUCAUCCAUCAGUUAUCACGCUUGCACCACACACAGUGGUCGGCAAGAUAUAGUGUCUACUACUUACAAUUUUACAUUUUUUCCAAUUUUUUGUGAAAUUUGAAGUUAUUGUACUGCUUUAGUUUUUUAACCAUUGGUCGUUUUAUGCUUGUAAAUGGGCAGUACCAAACCAUGAUGAAAAUGAGAAGUUUGCUUUAAGAAAACAUAUUUUUUCGAAAAAUUAUCAAAAUCACUUUGACAAAAUAAAGUUAAAAAUUUUAUGAUUCUAAAGAAUUUUUUUUAACAAUCUAUAACAACAAUCCAAUCGUUUGUUUGCAUUCUUCUGGCAUUCCAGUCUUGUUUCAGCUUCUUUGACGUGCGUUUUUACCAAAUUUCAAAAAGUUUAUCUAGUUCUGAAUUUAGUUUUUGCAUCUGGUUCUUCUCAAGCGUUAUCCAGAGCUUUGAAUUAAAAUUUGAUUUGUUUGUUACCACUAAGAUUUAGACUUUGUGGAGGACAUUCAAGGUGUUUUAUUCCAUAUGAGUUGGAACAAUGAGCAAAAUGUAAAAUGAACAUAUCCGUGGUAGACUGAUGCUCAUUGCUGAUACUCAAUAAAAGUGUGUCAUGACAUGCCGAACGCGAAGUACGAAUUCUUGAGUCUAACGCGAUAACCUGAGUGACAAGUUUAGCUUAAUCCCUGCCAAGCAUAAACGUGAUUUUUUCUGGCUGUGAACAGUGCUGCCAAAUGCCACUGUUUCAGUCGCCAACACUCAUAACUGAAACGAAGCUCAAAUCAGCUCACGUACACAACUGAGAUGACGACAGUGAUGAGGCUCAAACAGUGGAAGAAUCAAUCACAUGCUUGGUGACAUUUUGAUUAGCACCCAACUCUUGAUUCACUCACUUUUGUCACGACAAUUUUGUCGGCGAUAAUCACGACAUUCUUGAAAUAUACUUGGCGUGUAGGCUCUAACAACAAAAUGAGCAUGCUUUCUCCGUCUAUCUGUUUUGAUUAUCUGUCAGGUCAAACAGAGCGAGAAAACAUGCUCAUUUUGUUUCUUGGAACCACUCGCAAGCACAGUAUAUCUCCCAUGACCAUUGCGAUGAUCACGGACUGAAAAUGUCGCCACCAAGUGACUGACCAAGAGUUGGUUGCACACAAUGUCACCAAGUAUGUAAUGGUCGCAACAACUAGUUGAGUCUCACCUCUGAUCGUCGCAAUAGAGCUCGUGACGCUGACACGAUUUUGUUUCAGCAGGAAUUUGUCAUGACUAUGUCGGUGAUAUUUUGCAAAACUGAUCUCAGUAAAAAAGUCAUGACAUAGUGACUGACCAAGCGAUGGUCACAAAAAUGUCGCAAAUGUUUUAUUCAAUCGAAUCGAAUAAUACUUCUUGAAUGGCCCCCACAUAGUCUUUAUUCUGAUCCUAUGAAGAUUUAGUGUGAGAUUUUCGAUGCAAGUGGUAAAAAUAACAUGAUAAGGAAAAAUGUUAAGGCUCUUGGGAAGAACCAAUGUCUUUAUUUUGUCACACGGAAUUUUCAUGAAAAAAAUGUAAAACAUGUAAAAUUCGUAGUAGGCACUUAAUUUCGCACACCACUAUAGGCCAACGAGUAGACGAAAUUGCAAAACUUAAAAAAACUAAAAGGAAAUUUAUUCUGGCUGUUGAAAGUUUUUCAUUUAAUUAAAGCAACUGAACCAUUAAUAUUAAAUAAAUAUGGUUUGUAUGUAAUUAUAGUUAUUUAAUUUUAAUAAUAAAACUCAGAGUUUUGUUACAUUAUUGUUGAGAAGAUAUAGCAAAAAAGCAUCCCAAAACCAUUAAACGCAUAAUAAUCUACCAUUUCGGAAAAAAAACACUUGAUAACAUAUACCUGUUAGUGAAGGGAGCAUAAUUUAAUUUUAUUUAAACGCGAUUUACCAUUACUAGCAUUAGCACAGACGAUGAAAACGAACGCAAAUACAGCGGCUCUAACAAUGUAACCAUUGUGCGAUACAUACAAACGAAAACAAAUAAACUUUAAAGGCAUAUAAUAACAUCAAAUCAA
Messenger RNA from Anopheles coluzzii, 4384 nucleotides. It is a transcript of the gene prt, whose product is annotated as synaptic vesicular amine transporter. The transcript has 2 exons. Gene Ontology annotation, biological process: transmembrane transport; aminergic neurotransmitter loading into synaptic vesicle. NCBI's taxonomy places the organism in Eukaryota, Metazoa, Arthropoda, Insecta, Diptera, Culicidae. Bases 442 to 1962 code for a protein of 506 amino acids. Gene Ontology annotation, molecular function: serotonin:sodium:chloride symporter activity. Gene Ontology annotation, cellular component: synaptic vesicle membrane; terminal bouton. The record is from RefSeq and is a predicted model, not a curated record.